AUGCGGCAGCCUGGAAUGGCAGGCACCGAUAUGCCAACUCUAACACCUCGUCCAUUUGGCUCCGAAGAACCCAGAAGAGAGGCGAUGUGCGAAAGGUACCUUCUGGAUAUGGAGGGUGGAAAACAAACAGUACAUAAACAAAACAAAGAGCUUCACCGGACUUUGCCGUUGGUCCUUGUUGGAAGUGACAUCAACACGUGCGCAGACACAUCCACCUCUAUUACCCGGCCAGCACGCAACGUAAUACUGGUUGGUGAAGCUGGCAGUGGGAAAACGUCGAUCAUCAACAUGAUUGCUGGCAGUACCGUUGCACCGAUCUCAGAAGUCAGUGGAACACGCUCUUGCGCGGCCUAUCCAAUGGAAAUCGGCGGAUUGGACUACGACAUCUACGACACCCCUGGCGUUGCAGGACUUCGCCCUGAUCCUGUCACCAAGCUCGUUGAUAGCUUGCGGGACGGUGUGAGUUUACUGGUCUUUUGCCUACGGGGAAGAAUCACGGAAGACGCCGUUGCUAUCUAUCAGCAUGUUUCGCAGAGGCUAAAGGGGGUUCCGGUGGUUAUCGUAAUUACAGGCCUUGAGCACGAGGAUCCCAUGGAGUCCUGGUGGACGAAAAACGAGGCGAUCUUUGAUGGGUAUCGCAUGUCAUUCAAUGGCCAUGCUUGCGUGACGACAGUGCGAGGCAAAGGGUCCAUAUUUGCUAGCCAGUACGAAGAGUCGGCGGUCGCUGUGAGAGACCUGAUAACCAAACACUGCUUGAAAGACGGACAGAGAGCGGAGUCGCAGAGGUACCAGGAAACCGCUGCUAUCGCAACUCAUCCCAUCCACCGUUGGCUCCACCGUUGGCACUACCAUUGGCUCUACCGUUGGCGUUACAUCGUUCUCCUCGCCGCUGUCUGUAUUUUUAUUAUCGUUGUCGUUGUGGCCGUCGAAGCUUCCCGCUAGCGUGGUGGUGUGUGGUGGUAAUUAACGUUAUAUGUCAGGCUAGUUAGUUGUCGCAACUUUGUUCCUACAGCCAGAAGGGCCAGUUCAAUUCCACACACAUCGAUAUGGCUCAAUCC
Molecule: messenger RNA, 1058 nt
Organism: Laccaria bicolor S238N-H82
Lineage: Eukaryota; Fungi; Basidiomycota; Agaricomycetes; Agaricales; Hydnangiaceae
Exons: 3
Coding region: 1-942 (313 amino acids)
Molecular function (GO): GTP binding
Source: RefSeq, a predicted model, not a curated record